Messenger RNA from Bufo gargarizans (Asiatic toad), 2547 nucleotides. Its product is annotated as kappa-type opioid receptor-like. The transcript has 3 exons. Gene Ontology annotation, molecular function: G protein-coupled receptor activity. The coding region runs from base 547 to 1629 and encodes 360 amino acids. Gene Ontology annotation, cellular component: membrane. NCBI's taxonomy places the organism in Eukaryota, Metazoa, Chordata, Amphibia, Anura, Bufonidae. Gene Ontology annotation, biological process: G protein-coupled receptor signaling pathway. The record is from RefSeq and is a predicted model, not a curated record.
CACAGAUAAGUGUCGCAAGGAAAUCAGUAAAAACCAGGAGGACAAUACAGUACAAAAUCAGAGGACGGAGGGUAGUCAACAUAGCCAAGUUAGAACCAGAUGGGUAUCACAGUACAAAAUGACAAGACAGAGGAAGGUCAGAGUCAAGCCGAGGUCAAUAUACUAAACAAUCCAAAACACUCAGAGACAGAACCAGGAGCACAAAAAAGGAUUAAACCUAUAAUGGCAAGGGUGAAUUGCCAGCAAGGCAUAUAAAUAGAGCACCGAGUCCCAGGAUCAGAACCUGAAUGGCCCAUGCUCCAUUAGACACAGCACACAGGAACAGGACAACAGAAAAAUCAAGCACUGCUAGUUUUCCUCCAGAACACGCCCGUUGUUGAGAGAAACAGAGCAUUGCAUCCUAUUGCUAGGGAUGCUGUCGUGUCACCAGGGGAGCGUGGCUUCGAAGCACAUCUCUUCCGACGCAGUGGCGCCAAAGCUGGAGAUGUGCCUGCCCCUUCGUGAUCCGUUUAUGCAGUGUUGGUUCAUGUCUACCUUAGCUUGAAGAUGAGUGGAGCUACACUUUCCAAUGUGUGUGACAUGCUUUUAAUAAGAGGAAGGUGUAUUGUAACCUCAGAGCUGCAGACCGGCACAAAGCUUCAUUCACAAGCCACACACACAGCGGAUCGCACUACAAUUACAGAUAAGAUGUCUAUGAAUAUCACCCAUCCUCCCUUCUUCCACACACAAGACUCAGUUUCAACUGAAAAUACUCUUCCGCGGAAUGAUACUUCUGAAGAGCUUAACAUUGUUCUUUGCUGUGUGUACAUUGGGAAUACUUUGCUGGGAAUGACAGUCAACAUCUUGGUUAUGUGGUCGAUCUGGCCAGAAGUGAGUCGUUCACUGGGUUUGCCCAUUUAUGCCGCCAGCAUUCUCUGUGCUGCACUCCUGGAAUGUUUGAUCCUACCAUUCGGAGCAGUUUACCUUUUAGGCAGCUUGGCAGUGGGCCCUGUGGGCUGCUUUAUGCUUGGCUUAAUUCCCAAGGUUGCUCAAAGGACCGCAACAAUGUUCACUCUGUGGAUAUUUAUUGUGCGAUAUGUAGCAGUGUCUGACCCACUCAACUACAACAAAUUGUGUAAAGGCUGGGUGUUUGGGUCAGUCAGCAUUACAUUGUGGCUGACAGCAUUUACCAUUUCAUUAAUCGAGGAAGGACUUGCCAGAGACGAUGCAAAUUUCUGUUUUCCUGAUUACAGUUUCACAGCAGAAUGGGCACUGCCAAAGCUCAUCCUAUCAUUUCUUUAUAGCCAUCUAUCCGUCAUUCAUCUUUGUAUAUUUACUUACCUAAUCUCCCGUUCUGUGAGGAACUCUGACACAGUGCCCAGUGAACAAUAUAAGAGGAUCUGCAGGCUACUUGUUUUUGUUGUCAUUACUUUUGGUGUGUUUUUUUGCCCAAUGCAUAUUGUUCUGCAAUACUAUAACAUUAUUAUGUUACUUGGUGAAUCAGAUGUUCAGGUACUGAAGAAACUGCAUUUCUUUUAUCAGAUAAUGUUUGCUUUUAAUAGCUUUAGUGUGGUGAUCACACCUAUUUUUUAUAUCAUUAGUUCUAGUACAGUGAAUACAAGAGUUAUGGGACUUUUCAAGGGCAGCUAAAAAUGCUGAGAAAAAAAAAACCAAUGACAUUUUCUGUGGAUUUUACUUAGAACUUCAUAAUGUGCUUUGCUAUGGGUGAAAAUUGUGGCAAAUCCUCAAAAGCAACGGGACAUGGUGCAAAUUUAGAAGUCCACAACAUGCCCUCAAAUCUGAUCUUAUUUUCAGCAUGUGAAUGCAUCCUUAUGCAUAAGAGUGUAUCCUACGCUGAAAAUCUGCAACAAAUGCAACCUAUGUGAACAUGGCCAAAUAAUUUACAUUCAACCCAAAGCUUGAAUACGUAGGUCAUCCACUGGUUACCCAGUUCUUAGGAAAUGCCUCACAAUCUGGGGACAGAGAGAGGUUUAUUGAGUUCAGCUAAGAACGAUGAACCACAAAGGACUCCAAGUAUGUUCGGAAAACACAAUCCAAUGAUGUCAGCCACAAACAGGUAUAAAUCAAACUCAAAUACAUAUUCCCCAAAUUGUCAGCAAAAAAGUGAAGAAGCAGACCACUAACAGUGUGGAAUUGUGCAAGAUUGGCAAAGAAAUAAAGUAUAGAUACAUAACACGAAAAGAUACAUACAACACACUAUAUCAAAGCUUGAAUGGCAACAGUCAUGGUGAAAGCGAAGAAUGCGUUUCCUCCUGCUCUCCGCUGGAUGCGUCAUUGUGGUGUCUGAAUAGCUGAAUAAUGUACUGAUGGCCACAGUGUGUGUUCUUUAGUUUUGGUUCCCAUAUGCAGAAGCAAGCACAUCUAUAUACUAUACUUCCUUAGUGGUUACGUAGAGGUCAGAAUGAAAAGUGUGCUAUGGAAAAAAUAAUAUCGCUUAUAAAUGAUAUUGGCAUGGUGCCUGGGCUUAGAUGUUCUACACCGUAGGACAUGUUGACUAAUCUCUCAAUUUUAAAAUCUGUUUGAGGGUUUAGUGAGACUGCAGAGUGC